Molecule: messenger RNA, 745 nt
Organism: Cuscuta epithymum
Lineage: Eukaryota; Viridiplantae; Streptophyta; Magnoliopsida; Solanales; Convolvulaceae
Source: the annotation of a GenBank genome assembly
GAGAGAGACGCCGAGGAGGCGAAAAAGAGGAAAUGGCAAAGUUCGGGGCCGCCCGAGCAAGCACGGAAGGAUAAGCACGGUGGAGGUGGCGGUUCGUUCAAAACACCGGCACCACCGGCAAAGAAGAACAAGGAUGCUCGGUGGCAUGCAUCCUCCUCCCAAAAGACGGGACCCCCUAGGUGUGCUAAUUGUUCGAAAAAUCACUUUGGGAAGUGCAAUGCACCCCCAAGGUGUUAUCAAUGCGGGAACACGGGCCACAUGAAGGCCAAUUGCCCACAAUUAGGGGGUGGAGGAGCUUCGGGAUCCGGAGGAGGAACCAUGACGGGAAGAAACCGUGCGGGACCGUCAAACGGCGGUACGGGAAGAGGCAACGCAUCCACAAGUCAUGCCGCGUCCGUAAAUCAAGGCGGGACCCAAGCACGAGUGUACGCAAUGACCGAGGCGGAUGCGCGAGCAAACCCGGACUCCGUUGCAGGUUGAAGCUAGGGCUUGCUACUUGCACCUUCUCACGGGUGAUAUCACAUCAGGAAGACGUGGUUCGUGCUUCCUUAUUUUCUUUCAAACUACCGAACACUUGCUCAUGGAUAUUUGUUCUACUAUAAACUAUUUUUGGGGCUUGCAUGCCCAUGUUGUUGGCCGGUUGUGGCUUAUGACUUACCGUUGAAUAUUUCCGCUAUUCAUUGGUUUAAAUGUGAUGUUGUUAUGUAUGUUUACUACUGAGUAUGGAUGGAUUGUUUUCUCGAAC